CCAUAAUUCAUUCAUCCAUCCAUCCCAUCUGCUCUUAUUUCAUUCAUAUGUUUUUCAAGGUCCGUAAUGGCUAGACACAUCGAAAAAUUUACGAUCUUCCUGGACGAGUUCCACCUCGGAUUAUCCGAUGUCGAUCUGAACAACAGAUUGACACGAACGGCCAUCCUACUUCGUAACCCACCAUACCAAGAAACAGCAGCUCAGCCUACGCAAAGUCGGCAUAAUCUAGCUCAGAAGUGCCUGCUCACCAUACGACGGGAGUUUGGGGACUCAGUUUACUAUCUCUGUUUGUUUGCAUCCACCGUAACAACACUCUCUACCGAGCGAAAGCAGUUGGGUGAUGCUUUAGCACAAUGGUCUGGCAAAGAUAGAAUCCCCUCUGCCUUCACGAAACAAGCCCAAGCUUUGGUUGAGAAAUAUCACGCAGAAAAACGACUAGAAGAAGAAAGACGCUCUCACACGUCCCCUCGGAAACGUCCUCAGUCGACACCCUACACAACCAAACAAAGCUCAGCUAACGACUCUGGGAACACAUACAAGCGAGCCAGGCUACAUGAAGGUUCCAGAAGCUUCAUGUCAGUUGGAAGGAUUAUUGUGCAGUCUCGAGAAAGCGAAGGAGAAAACGAUACUCUUCAUAGUCGCGAGGAACGUCCCGAUAAUGAGUUCAACGUCAGCUACCAGCAUCCUUUAGACGUACGCAAUGAGUGCAGCAUGAGUUAUCAGGGCCUUUUCACCAAUCGUCGGAACAGUGUGGCCUCUCAACUGGCCGCUGGAAACGAAGCAAUCGUAGCUACUGGGCGCGAAGUUGAUCUGGGCCAUCGGCCUAGUGGUGAUGCUUUAGUAGAAAGUGGCGACAGUGACGACAGCGACGAUGACGAAGAGGAUCCCACCAUAUCAGCACCAGUCAACUCCGUCAAUCCAGUCCAUGCACCCAAACCGGUCAGUCCGGCCAGUCCAGUCUAUCCAUUUCAUCCAGUUCAUGCGCAAGAUGGUAUGGUACCUACACCCCUUCUGCUCACUAUCAAAUGUUCACGCUUCUUGUUUAGAUGAGCUUC
Messenger RNA from Colletotrichum destructivum, 1055 nucleotides. RefSeq lists its product as uncharacterized. The transcript has 2 exons. The record is from RefSeq and is a predicted model, not a curated record. NCBI's taxonomy places the organism in Eukaryota, Fungi, Ascomycota, Sordariomycetes, Glomerellales, Glomerellaceae. The coding region runs from base 67 to 1050 and encodes 327 amino acids.